UGUUUUCUGUUUACAAGCCUGAAGAUGGCUGCUGCUGCUUCCUGCAAUGUGGAAGAAGAUGAGAGCCUGAAGGGAUGUGAACUCUAUGUUCAGAAACACAACAUCCAACAGAUUUUAAAAGAAUGCAUUGUAAACCUCUGUAUAGCAAAGCCRGACCGACCCAUGAAGUUCCUCAGAGAGCACUUUGAGAAAUUAGAAAAGGAGGAAUGCAAGCAGAUCCUGGCUCGGCAGAAAUCCAGCUCUCAGUCRGAUUCUCACGAUGAUGAGAUUUCCCCUCCGCCCCCCAACCCGGUGGUGAAGGCACGGCGCAGGAGAGGAGGGGUCAGUGCAGAGGUGUACACCGAGGAGGAUGCAGUGUCCUACGUCAGGAAGGUUAUUCCAAAGGACUAUAAAACCAUGACUGCUCUGGCAAAGGCCAUCUCCAAGAACGUGCUCUUUGCUCAUCUUGACGACAAUGAACGAAGUGACAUAUUCGAUGCCAUGUUCCCCGUCACACACAUCGCAGGAGAAACAGUCAUACAGCAGGGUGAUGAGGGAGACAACUUCUACGUGAUUGACCAAGGAGAGGUGGAUGUUUAUGUCAACGGGGAGUGGGUGACCAGCAUUGGAGAGGGCGGCAGUUUUGGGGAGCUGGCGCUGAUCUACGGAACCCCCCGGGCUGCCACUGUCAAAGCCAAAACAGACCUGAAACUCUGGGGAAUCGACAGAGACAGCUACAGGCGCAUCCUGAUGGGCAGCACUCUGAGGAAGCGGAAGAUGUACGAAGAGUUCCUGAGCAAAGUCUCCAUUUUGGAGUCCCUGGACAAAUGGGAGCGGCUGACAGUGGCUGAUGCACUGGAACCUGUCCAGUUUGAAGACGGAGAAAAAAUUGUUGUGCAGGGAGAGCCCGGUGAUGACUUCUUCAUUAUUACAGAGGGCACRGCCUCCGUUCUGCAGCGCAGGUCCGACAACGAGGAGUACGUGGAAGUUGGAAGACUKGGUCCAUCAGAUUAUUUUGGUGAGAUAGCCUUGCUGCUGAACCGGCCCAGGGCAGCCACCGUGGUGGCACGUGGACCCCUCAAAUGUGUGAAGCUGGACCGGCCCCGCUUCGAACGAGUGCUCGGGCCCUGCUCCGAAAUCCUCAAGAGAAACAUCCAGAGAUACAACAGCUUCAUUUCGCUCACCGUCUAAAUGAUUCCUCUGGAAAGCUGCCUUCGUGUGACCUUGUGCACUUAAAAUUUGCUCUGUGCAGCUCCAUGGCUUUAUGAAGAAAAAAAAAUAAGAAGUGUGCAUUUUAUGUGUAUUUUUUUUUUUUUUCUGUUUAUGUCACGUAGUGGAUGUCAGCUCAAAUCUCAUGUAUCAUGGAAGUGGGAGGAUAACUGUUUGGAUAAGACUAGCUUUGGGGAAGAUUGGGGCUCUUUUGGGCUCAUGGCUUGCAGACAAGAUUUUUACCUAUUGUUGAUUCAUAURGCUUAAAACUGUGGGUUCAACUAUUUAAAAUAUGAAUUUCUCUUUUCUUUAUUAUCUUUAAAGCUGGUCUUAUUCACCUUUUGUCAAGGUUCUUUGAUCAAGUGAUGUGAAAGGUGUCCCUGCCCAUGGCAGGGGGUUGGAACUCGAUGGCYUUUCAGUUCCCUYCCAACCCAAACCAGUCUGUGAUUCUGUGCCAUCUCUCUGCCUGUCACUUCUGAAAGAUUUUUCACUGGUUAUGGACUGGGGGGGUUCUAAAAUCCCAUGGGAUGGGUGGCAGUCUCAUUUGUGAGAUGCAGUUUAAGGGGAAAGGUUGGAGGAUGGUUUUGAUCAUUCCAGCAAGCCAGGGUAAAAUAAAGCUUUUGAGUGRUUUUGUUUGUGGCUUAGAUAUAGGGGCCAUAUUCCUCCAUGUCACAAACYUUUUUGGGUCUGCUUUGUAGGAUAUGCUCAGGCAAACAGCCUGCUCCAGUCUUCUGGAGGUCAAGGGACAAUGUUUUGUAAGAAUUCAAACGGAGCCUUUAGGACCUAAGUUAUUUGUCCUCAGCUUUUUUAAAAUGAGGGUUUACAUUAGAGUCCUUAGAAGUCCAGUGAGGGCUUCUCUGCUGAAUUGGGCUUCAAAGCUCAGCAGAGUGUCCUCAGCCACUUCUCUGAACAUUAUAUGAAAUGCUGAAGAGAUGGUGCCAGGUGCACCUCAGGGACAAAUACAGCAGCUUGCUUUUAAUAAGGUCCACUUAAUUAAAUUCAAAUGCCUUUCUUCUAGGAUAUGAUGAAAUUUUAGAAUUUUUAAAAUUUUUCUGAUAGCCAAUUGAGUGCUAUAAAAUGCUGCUUCUCCUCCAAAAGACAAGUGUUUUGUAGCAAAGAGCACCAGGAUCCUGAGCCCAGGUUCCUCCAGGGGCCUCACAGCCUUGCUGGCAGUCCUUGCUGCCCUGCCUAGACRUGGGGCUCCUCCUGAAAGGGAGCUUUUUGCAGCUCCCUCCAUGCUUUGCAAAGCUUUACCUUUGCAGGUAAACUUCUUGUUGCCAGCAGCACUAAAGCUCUGCAUCCCAGCCACCCUAAACAGCACUGCCUGCCCCUUCAGUUGGGGCAAAACUCCAUUUCUUCUUUGCAACAACAUUCUUCUGAGUAAAUACAAACUUUCUGUACCUUUGACAUGCCAAAGGUUAUGCAGUGAAACAUGGCAGCAAUCUCCCUUUUGAAACUAGAGGUGUAGCUGACCUUGGCUAAAYUGCUAAAAUGACUCCUACUGACACAUAAUAUGCUUUCUUCUCUGGAAUAAAAAAAUAUUGAUUGGAUACUUUCCUGUUGACUCCCACCACGGGCCCAAUAUUCCAGUAGCUGCCUGCAGUGGUUCUCACAGAGCUAAAAAGCUUCUCAGCUUCACGCUCCUCUCAUCACUUAAAGGUGCUUAAUUUAUUUUCAGCAAAAUUUCAGUGGUCCUGUUAGUGUAUAUUUGUUGCUGCUAUUUAUUAUGAUUAUGUUMUGCUUCUUGCACGUGUUAUGAAAUAUGACCAUUCACAGUUUCCAGCCUUGWGAUUUUUAUCACCUACAUUUAUAUAGGCAGACCCCCAUUCUAUAUAGAUAACUCAAUGUAUAUGUGUUUGGUUAUUUGCUGCACUGGUUUUGCAUUCUCUUGUGCAAUUUUUAAAAGAAAUAUUUUUUAAAGGUUACCAGUCACUUAAGUAUGUUAUUUUACCUGUUGCAUUUCUGUUGUGUUGGUAAAAAAUUUGUGAGUGUUUCGCAUAAUAUGCAGGACACAUCUCUUGUCAAACUGGCUUCACUGUUUAAAAGUUACUYGAGCACACAGACACACUGCAGAUUCUUUGCUUUAAACCUUUACAGCUCAUGGAAAAUACAUUUGAAUUAUGGUUCUGUUAUAAGCAAUCUCGAGAGAAAUGUAACUGUCUAACACCAGGAUUCCUGUGCUUUAAGUGGAACAAAAUUAUAUUCGGUGACAUUUUGAAGAGAAUUGUGAUAUUUGCAGUGGAUGAUGGGACAGGAUUACGGUAUGAAUAAAAUUCUUC
This is a messenger RNA of Malurus melanocephalus (red-backed fairy wren), 3467 nucleotides long. It is a transcript of the gene PRKAR1B, whose product is annotated as protein kinase cAMP-dependent type I regulatory subunit beta. Gene Ontology annotation, cellular component: cAMP-dependent protein kinase complex. Gene Ontology annotation, biological process: regulation of protein phosphorylation. The record is from RefSeq and is a predicted model, not a curated record. Gene Ontology annotation, molecular function: cAMP-dependent protein kinase regulator activity. The transcript has 10 exons. Lineage: Eukaryota; Metazoa; Chordata; Aves; Passeriformes; Maluridae. Bases 25 to 1170 code for a protein of 381 amino acids.